Prunus armeniaca (apricot) is the source of this 1386-nucleotide messenger RNA. NCBI's taxonomy places the organism in Eukaryota, Viridiplantae, Streptophyta, Magnoliopsida, Rosales, Rosaceae. The record is from the annotation of a GenBank genome assembly.
AUGGCAUUCCCUUUAUCCUCCGCCAUCAUCUCUCACAAGCUCUCCUUCAAUGUCUCCAUUGCUCCCUCUACCCGAAGGUCAAGUCUCAAACGAACCCAUUUCAUAUUUUGCUUCAAUGGGAAAGACCAAGAAAGAUCAGGCCGCUGCAGAGUUCAUUGCCUGCCCAAAAAUAAUAAUCUAAAGGAACUCAAAGACCAGCAUGGUACUCUUACCAAUUCCUACAUAUCAACUAGUGGAAAUACAAACAAACUUCAAAGUCUAAUUGCUGUGAUCCUUGUGUUUGUCCAAAUAUCUUCUCCACUUCCUUUGGUUGGUUGGGACGUUUUGCCUAUAUCACCUGCAAAUGCAGUUCUUUAUUCUCCAGACACCAAGGUUCCCAGAACAGGAGAACUAGCUUUAAGGAGGGCAAUCCCUGCAUACACAAACAUGAAGACCAUACAGGAUUCCCUGGAGGAGAUUUUGUAUUUGCUAAGAAUUCCACAGAGAAAGCCUUAUGGAACCAUGGAGGGAAAUGUGAAGAAAGCUUUAAAGAUAGCAACAGAUGAAAAGGAUUCAAUUCUGGCAAGCAUACCAACAGACUUGAGGGAGAAGGGCUCCACAUUAUAUGCAUCUCUUAUUGAUGGAAAGAAUGGAUUGCAAGCUCUUCUUGCAUGUAUAAAGGAUAAAGACCCAGAUAAAGUAUCAGUAGGCCUCGCAUCUUCACUGGAUACCAUUGCUGAGCUGGAGUUAUUACAGGCUCCAGGCUUGUCAUUUUUGUUACCCGAGCAAUACAAUAGAUACCCGAGGCUUACAGGGAGAGGAAUUGUUGAAUUGACCAUAGAGAAAGGUGAUGGUUCAACAUUUUCUCCUGAAGCCGGUGGUGAACCAAGAAAGACUGCCAAAAUUCAGGUUGUUAUAGAUGGAUAUUCAGCACCAUUAACAGCAGGGAAUUUCGCAAAACUGGUAAUUGAUGAGGCAUACAAUGGGGCAAAGCUCCGCUCUACUGACCAAGCUGUUCUUUCAGACAACGGUCCUGACAAGAGCAAUGGUUAUAGUGUUCCUCUAGAGAUAAAGCCAUCUGGGCAAUUUGAGCCCUUGUACAGAACAAAAUUAGAUGUGCAGGAUGGGGAAUUGCCAACUCUUCCACUAUCUGUUUAUGGAGCUGUUGCUAUGGCGCAUAGUGAAGUCAAUGAGGAGUACUCAUCGCCGUAUCAGUUUUUCUUCUAUCUUUAUGAUAAAAGAAAUGCUGGCUUGGGAGGGUUAUCUUUUGAUGAAGGAGAAUUCUCAGUUUUUGGAUAUGCAACUGCUGGGAGAGAUAUUCUCUCACAGAUAAAAACAGGAGAUGUGAUUCGAUCUGCAAAGCUGAUCGAAGGUCAAGAUCGUCUUGUAUUGCCAGAUGAGAAGUGA